This is a messenger RNA of Grosmannia clavigera kw1407, 504 nucleotides long. RefSeq lists its product as uncharacterized. The transcript has 2 exons. Bases 1 to 504 code for a protein of 167 amino acids. The record is from RefSeq and is a predicted model, not a curated record. Lineage: Eukaryota; Fungi; Ascomycota; Sordariomycetes; Ophiostomatales; Ophiostomataceae.
AUGGCGAUGAGGGCAAAAGGAUGGUAUGGUAGCAGACAGAUUUGCAAGAGGCAGGAGCGGGAAAUGGCGCACAACCCAAUGGGAAAGAGCGAGGAGCAAGAGGCAAAAGAAGAGCCAGGGGUCUUGUUGCAAGGCGGCCAGAGAGGGGCGGGUGUGCAGAGUGGUCGUUUCGCAGGAAGAAGGAGCGAAGGGAUGGGUGAAGGAAAGAACGGGGUGAAAGGUGAGAAGGACGAAGGAGCGAACGAGUACGACUAUGGGAUUAUUACUGGGGCAGACGGGCUUCGAGAAGGGGAAAGGAACAAGCGGGAGGGCAAGUACGAGCAUAGGGAGCAGGGAGCAGGAGCGACCGGCGGGCGGCAGCAACGGCGGGGACAGCGCGACAGCGACAGACGGCAAACGGCCAGGGCAGAGCAGAAAGUGCGCGCGCGAUCGGAUGGGAGAGCUGUCAGGGCGCGCGCACGCAGCAGAGACCGGUGCUGGUUCUUUGUUCUGUUUUCGUCCUGA